This is a messenger RNA of Drosophila takahashii, 944 nucleotides long. RefSeq lists its product as uncharacterized. The record is from RefSeq and is a predicted model, not a curated record. Lineage: Eukaryota; Metazoa; Arthropoda; Insecta; Diptera; Drosophilidae.
UUUAUUGUCAUUGGUUAUUUAUUCGUCUGCCUCACAAAACUCUGAAUAUGUUGAUCUGCUGCAUAGAUAACUGCGAAUUCAACAACUUGAUUACUACUGAAGAGAACGUUAGGUGCUGGUUAUGUGACGAAUAUGCCCAUAUCAAGUGCGCAGGCAUAACUGAAAAUGUGCGGGACUUAAUUGAUACGAAAAAUGGCCUCAAAUGGUCCUGUGAAGACUGCAGAGUGAUAAAAUCGCAAAUGGGAAGGUUUAUGAGGCAAACACGCAUGGAAAUUACUGAGCUCUUCAGCGAACUACGAACCGUUCAUGAUAAGUAUUUGAAGCUGGAAUCGGAAUUUUCAUCUCAUUUACUAAACUGCCAAAUGCCUGCUACUCCUGUAGAUGCUGAGUUUCGAUCAGAACCGUGCAAACAAGAUAAAUGUAAUUUUGGGGAGGCCGUUACUGAACGCAAACUUGGGAUAUCAAAUUCCGCGCCUUUAUUGGAGCCUUCAGUAAAAAUUAAACAUUAUAAUACGGCUCCUGUGGUGCUACCCAUAAUACCAAUCCCCAAUAUCCUAACAGCUGUUCCCCCACUGAAGGCGGUGUUCGUUUCCAGGCUCACAACAUCAACAACUGAAGAAGCGCUUAAACAUUACAUUAUUGCCAAACUUUCUUAUCCCGAUCCCGAUGACAUCCAAGUCAGAAAAAUAUAUAAUAAACAAAGACGAAAGAUUUCAUCUUUUAAAAUCCUUGCACCUGAUCCUAUAUAUAGAAUCAUCUUAAGUCCUGGAUUUUGGCCUGAACAUAUAGUUGUGCACGAGUUUAUAAAAAAACACGAUCUAAAGCCUAAUAUUGAGUAAAAACAUCCCAACAAAUUCUUGUUUUCGCUUGUCAAUGAUAACUAAUGUUUAAAUUGUUAUUUAAUAAAGACUAAAUUAAAUAAAAAUCGUUGUAUUUAUCCACAA